Molecule: messenger RNA, 2233 nt
Organism: Esox lucius (northern pike)
Lineage: Eukaryota; Metazoa; Chordata; Actinopteri; Esociformes; Esocidae
Gene: eef1a1a
Product: eukaryotic translation elongation factor 1 alpha 1a
Exons: 8
Coding region: 176-1564 (462 amino acids)
Biological process (GO): translation; translational elongation
Molecular function (GO): GTP binding; translation elongation factor activity; GTPase activity
Source: RefSeq, a predicted model, not a curated record
UCGUUACCUAGUGCAGAUGCUACGGAGGGGAGGGGGGGAGCAGUUGCGUAACCUGUCUGCGCUAUAAACGGAUAAGCACCUCGUCAGUCUCAUUCAGCACCGAACUUGACUCGUUUGCGCAGGAUAUCCCUACAGAUCCAAGGCAGACUCUCGCAGUCACUUCAACUAGUCAGCCAUGGGCAAGGAGAAACUUCACAUCAACAUUGUGGUGAUUGGUCACGUGGACUCUGGCAAGUCAACCACCACUGGCCACCUGAUCUACAAGUGUGGUGGCAUUGACAAGAGGACCAUCGAGAAGUUUGAGAAAGAGGCUGCGGAGAUGGGGAAGGGCUCCUUUAAGUAUGCCUGGGUUUUGGACAAGCUAAAGGCAGAGAGGGAGAGGGGCAUCACCAUUGACAUCUCACUGUGGAAGUUUGAGACCAGUAAAUACUACGUCACCAUUAUCGACGCCCCUGGACAUAGGGACUUCAUCAAGAACAUGAUCACUGGAACCUCCCAGGCAGACUGUGCUGUGCUGAUCGUGGCGGCCGGUGUUGGAGAGUUUGAGGCAGGCAUCUCAAAGAACGGCCAGACACGUGAGCAUGCCCUCCUGGCCUACACUCUGGGAGUGAAGCAGCUGAUCGUGGGAAUCAACAAGAUGGACUCCACCGAGCCCAACUACAGCCAGAAGCGUUAUGAGGAGAUUGUGAAGGAAGUCAGCACCUAUAUCAAGAAGAUCGGCUACAACCCAGAUACUGUAGCAUUUGUCCCUAUAUCUGGCUGGAACGGAGACAACAUGCUGGAAGCCAGUCCUAAUAUGACCUGGUUCAAGGGAUGGAAGAUCACCAGGAAGGAUGGCAACGCAUCCGGGACCACCCUGCUCGAAGCUCUGGAUGCCAUCCAGCCCCCGACCCGCCCUACUGACAAGCCGCUCAGACUGCCCCUGCAGGAUGUCUACAAGAUUGGUGGUAUUGGCACUGUGCCUGUUGGGCGUGUGGAGACAGGCAUGAUCAAGCCAGGCAUGGUGGUGACUUUUGCCCCUGUUAACGUGACCACUGAAGUGAAGUCUGUCGAGAUGCACCACGAGGCCCUGAGCGAAGCGAUGCCUGGAGACAACGUGGGCUUCAACGUCAAGAACGUGUCCGUCAAGGACAUUCGGCGUGGCAACGUGGCCGGGGACAGCAAGAAUGACCCUCCAAUGGAGGCGGCUCUCUUCACUGCUCAGGUGAUCAUCCUCAACCAUCCGGGUCAGAUCAGUGCUGGCUAUGCUCCAGUGCUUGACUGCCACACUGCCCACAUUGCCUGCAAAUUUGCUGAGCUCAAGGAGAAGAUUGACCGUCGCUCAGGCAAGAAGCUUGAGGACAACCCCAAAGCUCUGAAGUCUGGAGAUGCUGCCAUCGUGGACAUGGUCCCAGGGAAGCCCAUGUGUGUGGAGAGCUUCUCGGAGUACCCUCCACUGGGUCGUUUUGCAGUGCGUGACAUGCGCCAAACUGUGGCCGUUGGCGUGAUCAAAGGUGUGGAGAAGAAAGCCCCCUCCACUGGCAAGGUCACCAAAUCAGCCCAGAAAGCCCAGAAGACCAAAUGAAUGUUGUGCAGCGCUGCCGACUCCAGAGUCACCCAUGGCAGGACGGUGGUCACCCAACCCCAGCCCCCUACUGGUUGCUUUAACUCCAUAGUCAAAGACUGGUUAAUAAUCACAAUGCAUCGCAAAAGUAUCAGAAGGAAAGAAAACUUAAGCCUAUUCCUUAUAACGGACUCCCAUUUCAAAGUGGUUAGAUUCAUUUGUAUUUAUUUACGUAGUAAUAGCAUAUUGCUAGAUUUUAACAUGUACUGUUACAUUGAUUAAAUACAUUGUCCCUAAUGUGAUAUUGUAACCAUAGUGGGGUGGGGUAAUGCCCCGCCCCCCCCCCCCAAGUGCAGUUAUGUCUUUUUGCUGACUGUCUUGUUUUAGUGUUUGUUUGUAAACUACCUGGGGCUUUGUGGUAGCCUACGGUAACCUACCACUAUUAUCAGUAGAAUAUUAGAGAAAUGUAGCUUAUGUUGUGUUAUAACUUUAGAGUAAACCAAAAAUAUAUAAAUGGUUUUACAUUUGUCUUACUGCAGGCAUACUAUCUUCAACUCUCCAAGCACUUUUAAUUGGCAUUUUGCUGAGUUUGCACAUGCACUGGAAAACUUUUAAUUGGCAGAAGCUGUUGCACCUUACCUUGUUCACACUGGCUCAAGCCUUUUCAUGACAUUAAAUGUUUUAACCAAC